AUGCUUGAAGCAGUAGCUUCAUACGAUAGGUGGAUCUGGCAUGCUUUUUUCGGCACAACUGGUUCGAACAACGAUAUAAAUGUUCAGAACCAGUCGCCUUUAUUUAGGGAAAUCAUUGAAGAUCGUGCACCAGAUAGCUCGUUCACUGUUAAUGGCACUCACUACAAAAAGGAUGAGAAGCGAAAAAAAUUUAAAAAGUUUCAAGAAAGUGCCCGGAAGGAUGUCGAGCGUGCCUUUGGAGGGCUUCAAAACUCAUGGCACAUUCUAACCCAACCAGCAAGAUCAAAAAGCGUGAAUCGGAUCACUCGAACAAUGUACGCAUGUGUUAUAUUGCAUAACAUGAAGGUUGAAGACGCGGGGUACGCCAUAAGCUCACUUGAGGAUGGAGACGACAUUGAUCCAAUCGUUUUACCGGAGCGUACGUUCGAGGAAAGGAUUGCACUUCACCAACAUACCGGCAAGGAGCUUCGAGAUCGCACUGUGCAUCAUGCUCUUCGUCAUGAUCUUACGGAGCAUGUAUGGCGCCUCCCAGCUUAA
Messenger RNA from Erigeron canadensis, 537 nucleotides. RefSeq lists its product as uncharacterized. Lineage: Eukaryota; Viridiplantae; Streptophyta; Magnoliopsida; Asterales; Asteraceae. The coding region runs from base 1 to 537 and encodes 178 amino acids. The transcript has 2 exons. The record is from RefSeq and is a predicted model, not a curated record.